GCUUAUAGAACCAGUCGAGCAGUGACGCAAGAUGCAACUCUGUGAGUAUCUAUACGUAUCCAUGAAUAUUCGUCCACCUCAUAGUGAGGUCCACGGGUACGAGUGCUCCCCUAUACCGACGGCAGGCACCGGAUCACCGCCCCGUUGUUCUGCCCCUCUGUUUACAUUCUCGCAGAGCCACGCGCUCGGACCUCAAGAUGAUCAUCCACCCCGGCAACCGAUGGCGCCUUCCUUCUUUGAGACAGCUACGGAUAAUGCCUCUCGCUAAAAAAAGAGGCUGGUGUCUUUUUUUUUUUUUCCCUUAGUAUUUUCCGGGGGAAGGU
Messenger RNA from Colletotrichum godetiae, 323 nucleotides. RefSeq lists its product as uncharacterized. The transcript has a single exon. The record is from RefSeq and is a predicted model, not a curated record. The coding region runs from base 32 to 268 and encodes 78 amino acids. NCBI's taxonomy places the organism in Eukaryota, Fungi, Ascomycota, Sordariomycetes, Glomerellales, Glomerellaceae.